Messenger RNA from Nylanderia fulva, 2206 nucleotides. Its product is annotated as kelch-like protein 10. NCBI's taxonomy places the organism in Eukaryota, Metazoa, Arthropoda, Insecta, Hymenoptera, Formicidae. The record is from RefSeq and is a predicted model, not a curated record. Gene Ontology annotation, molecular function: protein binding.
AUGAGCUACAGGAGACCGUCCCAUACUCGAGUGUCACGCGCCUCCACUUCCGGCAUCAGCAAGUUCCUCAAGCAAUCCAGGCGAAAGCAGUCGGCGAGAAUCAGGAAAUGCAUGUGUCUACCGUCCAAUUACGCCCUCGUGGAAUUUCCCGUCGUCUGGUCAGAGCUCAGGGCUAACCAGCAGCUGUGUGACGGCAUCAUAAGAUGCCGGGAUCAAGUAUUCCCAGUUCAUCGCGCCAUAUUAUCCGCGGUGAGCCCCUACUUCAAGGCCCUCUUCACCAAUAGUCUGAAAGGUGGUAAAACCGAGACCACAGAAGUCGCCAUCAGUUCCGUACCCGGUGAAACUUUUAGCCUGAUCCUCGAUUACGCUUAUACGGGCACCUGCAACAUAAACGCGGAUAAUGUCGAGCAAUUAUUGCCACUCGCUGAUCAGUUCGAGGUCCUCGGAAUCGUUCAGCUCUGCUGUCAGUUUUUAUUACAGGAGCUACGACCAGAAAAUUGCUUGGGUAUUUUCAAAUUUGCACGCCACUACUUCUGCCGCGAUCUCGAGAAGCAAGGCCGUAAGUACAUACGUCACCACUUCAAGCAGAUACUGCAGGAGAGUGCAGAAUUCAAGGAUCUCCAUUACGAUGAACUGGAGGCAAUAUUGCGCGACGACGAGCUCAAUGUUAAAAGCGAAGAGAUCGUGUUUGACGCCGUCAAGACGUGGGUCGAAACUAGAGUAGAGAAGAGACGUGUUUAUUUACUGAGGUUGCUGAAAUGUAUACGUUACGGUCUCAUGAGUCAUAAGUAUUUCAUUAAUAACAUCGUCAACUGGAAGCUCGUCCAGGAGGAUGAGGCAUGUCAACAAAUACUGCUUCCCAUAAAUGCCUAUUUAACCGAACAAGAUAAAAAGCAGAAUGGCGGGGAGAUUGAUCAAAAUCCUCUUGCCAGACCUCGAAUUCCAUAUGAAAUUCUUUUUGCGAUCGGUGGCUGGAGCGCUGGUUCGCCCACCAAUUUUGUAGAGACUUACGAUACAAGAGCUGACAGAUGGUUUGUAUCAGUGAAUAUGGAUGUAACCCCGAGAACUUAUCACGGACUAUGCGCCCUGAACAAUCUUAUCUAUAUGAUCGGUGGAUUUGACGGCAAGGAGCACUUUAGUACAGUGCGAUGCUUCGAUCCGGUAACGAAAGAAUGGCGAGAACGAGCCUGCAUGUAUCAUGCCAGAUGUUACGUCAGCGUUUGCACUCACGGCGGCAAGAUUUACGCUCUUGGCGGAUACAAUGGCCGCACGAGGAUGAGUUCCGGCGAGCGAUACGAGCCGCAGAGGAACCAGUGGGAGAUGAUACCGCCGAUGCACCGGCAACGAUCGGAUGCAAGCGCAGCCGCCCUGCACGACAAGAUCUACAUCGUCGGCGGCUUCAACGGCCAGGAGGUCCUCGAUUCGGCCGAGGUCUUCGACGUCGAGACCAACCAGUGGACCAGCAUCCACUCGAUGAUCAGCCCGCGAUCCGGGGUCUCCCUCGUCGCCUUUCGCGACAGUCUCUACGCUCUCGGCGGGUUCAGCGGUGUCGCGAGAUUGAGUUCCGGAGAGCGUUACACCCCGAAUCAUUCUGACCAAUGGCACGAGAUCUCGGAAAUGUUCAGUCCACGCAGCAAUUUUGCCACGGUGAUACUCGACGAUAUGAUUUUCGUCAUCGGCGGUUAUAAUGGAACAAGUACAAUCGCGUACGUCGAAUGCUACGACGCGGAUUAUAACGAGUGGUACGACGCGUCUCCCAUGAAUCUGAGUCGAAGCGCUCUCAGCGCUUGUGUGAUAGCCGGUCUGACCAACGCGCGAGAAUACUCCUAUCUCGGCAAAGCGCAGGAUCUCGGUCAAGGGCAAGCAACAUCGAAGAAUCAGAAAAAGUCUGAUCAACCUGAUGAGGAUUCCGUCGAAACUAAUAUUAAUAUAAUCUCCGCAGAGGAAAAUGAACAGAUUGACGUAAGCGAGUCAGUACACUAAUAACAAUAAUAUCGGAAACUUCAACAAGGAAGAAGAGAUAAUGAAGAGGCGUUGUACAGAAGCCUGAUUAAACAUCGUUAAAAAUUUAAGUGUCAGUCGGCACGAGAUUGCGUCGUAUUUUACAAAUUUGGAAAUGUAAUUAAAAAACAAUAUUCUGCAUAUUUAAUGGAUCAAACAAUUUCUACAGUAUAAUCAGUAUUAGACAAUUAAUAAUAAAUCAUUA